Cannabis sativa is the source of this 991-nucleotide messenger RNA. RefSeq lists its product as uncharacterized. The coding region runs from base 64 to 915 and encodes 283 amino acids. Lineage: Eukaryota; Viridiplantae; Streptophyta; Magnoliopsida; Rosales; Cannabaceae. Gene Ontology annotation, biological process: shoot system development; root development. The record is from RefSeq and is a predicted model, not a curated record. The transcript has a single exon.
AAAUUUGCUAAACAAUCAAAACUCACAAACAAAACUUUCCAUCUUCUUGAGAGAAAGAAAGCAAUGGCUGCCACAAAAUCAAACUUACAUGUGCGCUCAAACAGUUUGCCCACCAAAUCACACCCUCUUAUUCAAGAGUGCAGUAACCAUUUGUUGAGAUUAGGGUCUUCUUAUGCAACUUCAUCAUCAUCUUCCAUUGCCCAUCAACUCAAUGGUCUUGAGGACUUGCACCUUUGUGUUGAGAAGUUGCUUCAGCUUCCCCUCACUCAACAAGCAUUUUCCCAAGGCCGCCAAGAGAAAUGGGUUGAUGCAUUAGUGGAUGGAUCUCUUAAGCAGUUAGACAUGUGCAGUGCAGCCAAAGAUGCUGUUUUGCACAUAAAGGAAUGCGCACGAGAUAUUCAAUCAACCAUGCGAAGAAAAGUUAGCCUUGAGAAUGAGAUUAGAAAAUACUCUGCCUCAAGGAAAGUUGUUAAAAAGGCAAUCCAAAAGGCCUUGGGGAGUUUGAAAGGGUUUGAAUCAAAAAACUCAGUCUCUCCUUCCAACAGUGAUGGUGAGAUCACAGCUUUGGUUAGUGUUAUGAGAGAGGUGGAGGCUGUCACUCUUGCGGCGUUUGAGUCCUUGUUGUCCUUUAUUUCUGGACCAAAGACACAUUCUAAGCUUGGUGGUUGGUCUUUAGUUUCCAAGCUUAUGCAAAGCAAAAGAGUUGGAUGUGAUGAAGAUGUUGUUAAUGAAUUUGCAAAGGUGGAUGCUGCACUAAACAACCUCAUGAGUAAUGAGACAAGGAAGACUGACCAGGCUGUGAUAGAGAUGCAAAGUCUAGAAAUGUGCGUUCAAGAUUUUGAAGAGAGACUAGAAUGCUUGUUCAGGCGUUUAAUUAAAACCAGAGUUUCCAUUCUCAACAUCAUCAACAAUUAGAUGAAAAAAUACAUCUAAAAUUUUGACACUGUAGAUAAAAAAAUGUUCACAAAUAUAUACUUGUAAAUAAUUACUC